Molecule: messenger RNA, 1557 nt
Organism: Heterobilharzia americana
Lineage: Eukaryota; Metazoa; Platyhelminthes; Trematoda; Strigeidida; Schistosomatidae
Source: the annotation of a GenBank genome assembly
AUGGGACAAAACGAAUUCGGCAAUGGCUGCAUGUCUUUAAAAGCGAAAAUUGUCACUAUCCUGGUAUUCAUGACAGUAACACUCUACCUCUCAAUCGAACUAUGUCUUUUCAUUUCCGACCAGUAUGUGUUUUACAGUGCUGUCACUGAACAAGGACUCCCAUAUCUAACUCGUCAGGAAAGGCACAAAUAUAGGAAUCUUUCAUCAGAUGAUCAAGCAAAACUGAAAGUUGCGCAGCGAAAAGCGGCUACACUGGAAUCUGUCACGAAUGCAGUCAGGAUCACACUUGGCUUAGUUUCUAUGUUGAUUAUUGGAUACAUUUCGGAUCGCUACGGUCGACGAGUUGCCGUAGGCAUUCUUAUCUUUGGAGAAUCCCUGCACAUACUGAUCAUUAGUUUAGUAGUCACAAUGCAACUCAGCGUAUGGAUAAUAAUCGCUGGUGGAUUUUUCGAAGCAUUUUUCGGUGGUGGCCUUUUAUCUCUCUAUUCCCAAGUUGCAGCAGUAAUGGUGGAUGUUACAAGACUAUCAUAUGUCAAUCAAAUCAAAAGUGACAAUACAAUUUCAGAGGAAAAAACAAAUCAAGAGAUAUGGCUUGGUUCACACCCGAUUGGAGGAACAAUUAUUUAUCGAUAUGGUUUCAAUGCUGCAGUUAUCACUUGCGUUUCCUUAACCCGUAAAGCCUUUAAUAAGGCAACAAAUGUCAGUGAAAUGAUGGAUGGAGAUAGUACGAAUGGUGCUGGAGUCGAUGGUGUCGAGGACGAUAUCCGUACUAUUGAAAUCCAACAAAACUGGAAGAAGAGGUUCAUCAUAAAAUUACAAGCUCUCAGACAUUUGGACCCAAUCUUGAUUAUGGUAAUAGUAAUUGUUAUACUCGCUUCAAUUAGCUCUAUGGUCGAUCUUCAAUAUAUUGUUAUUUACCUCAUGGGCUCGCCAUUUUUGUGGAAUCCUCAACAAGUAGGAAUAUACAUAGGUGUCAGUGAUUUCAUUUCAUCCUCGCUGGGAAUCGCCUACACAAUAAUUGUUGUUAGACUCCGACAAAGACGGAAUUCCAAAAAGAAACGUCCAGUGAGUGAAGAAACGUUGUCAUCACAAACGGAAAUCAUCAACGAUGCACCAGCAUUAUCUUUCAUACGACACAUGAAAUUACUUGUAUUCACUCUGGCAGGUUCCUUAGCUAUGAUGACGGUGAACAAAGUACUUAUGGCUGUUGCUUAUCAAUUUCCAACACACAAAGCCAAUAUUAUUGUCUACGCAGCUGCUAUUCCUCGAUUGGUAAAAAGUUUGGUUGCUCCCAUCGCCCGUUCAAUGUUCUCCAUAUGUACACCACCUGGUAAUCAAGGGAUGAUUCAAUCAUUUGGUGGAUUUAUUGCUCGUAUUGGAAUACUGAUUAGUCUGACUGCUCUCCCAGCCUUGUAUGCUGCUACCGUCACAGUAUUUCCUCAGGCUGUGUUUAUUACUGUCGGUGCAGUGAUGGUAAUCACGAUAAUUUUUGAUUUGUGUAUUCUGCCUCUUCUCAAAUCAAAAAGAAUUCAACACUCGCCAAACGCUAAGGCUUAG